AUGAGUAGACCUUCAUCACCUUCAUUAACUAUUAAUAAUAAUCAACUAGAAUCAAAUUUAGACUUUACUACAAAAGAUUAUACUUUACAACAACAACAAAUGAAUUUACAAUGCCGGCAUAAUCAAACUAAUGAUAACUUUACAACCACAAAACAUCAACAAGAUAAACUAUCCAAUAAUUUUAACACACAUGAGCAAAACUUCGAACAAAAUUCUACACCUUCAAUUACCGAAGUUAGUAAAUCAACUAACGAUAAUGAUAAUGAAAUAAAGAAUACCACUGAUAACAAUAACAUAGUUCCAUCAACCUCAUCAACUCAACGUUCAUCAACUACUAGCUCAGAUCUACCAGUCUCUUCCAAUCAACUAAGUGGUCGAAAAGCUGCAAGAUCGUUAAGAAUAUUUCGAGGGAUUGAGGAUGAUCAACAGGAUGAAGAUGAAGCAACUGAUCAAAAUAAAUUAUCAAUUAUAAGUCCUGUAAAAGAAAAAAUCAUUACAGAAGGUAUUGAUCUAGAACCAGUUUCUUCGGCAACAUAUAUUCCUCAUACUCCAGCAACUUUAGAACAUCACAAUAUUCAUCAUAUACAUAACAACCAAGAUAAUUUAGAGAAACUUAUUAUUGCAAAAGAAUUCGAGGAACCAAUUACUCCAACAUUAUUACCAAGGCCUCAGCAUCUCACUGCAAACUUGGAGUUUGAUCAUGGAAUUAAUGGAGAUAUAACUAAAAUCUCAUCUGUAUAUACUAAUAAUCACAUUAAUGAAGUCAAGGAUAAUGAUAUAAAAAAUUUACAUAAUAAGGAUGAUGCUAAAGAAACAAUUGAAUUUGAGAAGAUAAAACGAUUUUCAAGAUCGUCAACACCAGUCUUAGAUUUUUUAGAACCAAAAAAUCAUGAAGUGGAGAAUAUUAUAAUACCAGGCACGGAAACUAUAGAGAGAAAAGAAGAAGAUAAUUUACUUACUGCUGAUGAUAGUCAACCAGGAUUGAAUGAAGUAGAAAAAUCAAGAUCAGAGGAAGGUGAAGGAACUUCAGAAUUUCCUUUAGCUGUAGAAUUGCGGCCUUUUAAAAAUAAAGUUGGUGGACAUACUGCUAUUUUUUCUUUCUCCAAGCAAGCUGUUUGUAAAGCUUUAGUUAAUAGAGAAAAUAUUUUUUAUGAAACUAUAGAAAUUCAUCACCCUGAACUUUUAAAAUUUAUGCCCAGAUAUAUUGGUGUUUUAAAUGUAAGGUAUUCAAGUAUAAUAAAUGAAGUUGAAGAAAAAAAUUUCAAUGAAGAACAAGAUAUGGAAGUCAAUGAAGAAGAUCAGUUGUCAUCAUUAUCACAAACAAAACUUAAUCAAAAAAAUGUACAAAACAUUAGAAGACAAUCAGAAAAUAUGCCACCAGAAGUUGUAUUAGACGAUAAUAAACAUAUUAUACCUGAUACCUUGUGGAAACAAUAUUCAAGUUCAUUACCAUCACCAAAAUACACUAAUUUAGAAAAUCAUAGUCCUGUUCCUAGUUUAACAAAUUCUCCAAUCCAAAGACCAAAUCCUGGCUCUACAUUAGUUAAUACUGAAUUACAAGUACAAGUUUUACAAGAAGUCUUUCAACCAAUGAGAAUACAUGAUGAAUUUUUCGAAAUGGAUGAGGAUAGAGCAUUAAAAACAACACCAUCAAAUCUUCCACUAGAUGAAAAUCAGGGCAAUAACAAUCCAGAAGACAGCAACCACCAGCAUCAUCAUCAUCAAUCACAAUCAAAUAUAGCAUCAAGUUCCUUAUUAUCAUCACCAGAUGUUUUACUUCGCAAACAUACAAGAUUUGAAAGAUUCAUAUUAUUAGAAGACUUAACAAGUAAUAUGAAGAGGCCAUGUGUAUUAGAUUUAAAAAUGGGUACUAGACAAUACGGUAUUGAAGCUAACCCAAAAAAGCAAAAAUCUCAACGACGCAAAUGUUUGUUAACAACAUCAAGAAAAUUAGGUGUAAGAGUUUGUGGCCUACAAAUUUUUAAAUACAAUAAACAAAGGAUUAUAAAAGAUAAAUAUUUUGGUAGGAGAAUAAAAAUUGGUUUACAAUUUUGUAAAAUAUUAGCAAAAUUCUUGUAUGAUGGUAAAGUAAUUUUUUCAAUAUUAAAUAAAAUCCCCGAUUUGAUAAUAAAAUUGAAAUCAUUAUUCGAAAUUUUUAGUCAUUUACCAGGUUAUAGAAUGUAUGGAUCGCUGAUAUUGUUAAUGUAUGAAAGUGGGAACGUGGAAAAUCAAGUUAAAGUUAAGAUUAUAGAUUUUGCUCAAUCUGUUGUAUCAGAAGAAGAAAAAGAAAAAUCAAGCAUACCUCCGUAUCAUCCAAACUCUGCUGAUGAAGGUUAUUUAAAAGGUUUGCAUUCAUUAAUCGAAUAUUUCACAAUAAUUUUUCAAAUUUUAAGUGAAACUAAUAUGGAAGAUCCAACAAAAAUGAGCGAAUGGGUGGAUUUAAAUAAAGAUAAAGUUGAAAAUGUUAAUUGUACAUGGUUAGAUGAUUAUGCAGAAUUAGAAAACGAAAUUGAUGGAGGUAUAAACUUAAUUGAUGAAAAUGAUCCUUUCAAUAUAGUUUACUCAACUGAUAAUCCAGAUGACGAUAAUUUAUCCGAAUGA
This is a messenger RNA of Lodderomyces jiufengensis, 2601 nucleotides long. RefSeq names its product inositol polyphosphate kinase (gene KCS1). The record is from RefSeq and is a predicted model, not a curated record. The transcript has a single exon. Gene Ontology annotation, molecular function: inositol hexakisphosphate kinase activity. Lineage: Eukaryota; Fungi; Ascomycota; Pichiomycetes; Serinales; Debaryomycetaceae. Gene Ontology annotation, biological process: inositol phosphate biosynthetic process; phosphatidylinositol phosphate biosynthetic process. The coding region runs from base 1 to 2601 and encodes 866 amino acids. Gene Ontology annotation, cellular component: nucleus; cytoplasm.